GAUUAUAGUUCUAUGGAUACGGAUACUGUGACAGAUCUUUCCAUAAAUAAAUGAAUUCUAGAGAUUAAUUUGAACUGUUGAUAUAAGUUUAGUUUACUAAUUUGAAAUAAAAAUGAAAAUAGUGUGUUCAAUAUACGUGGGAAACCGUGUUUUGCCGAGUAAUUUAAAUAGUAAAGGAAGAAAACAUGUAAAGUCUACAUUAGCCCUGUGCAAGCAUCCUAAGUCUGGAGAAUUUUGUAUUAUAUUAUUCACAAACCAAAAUAAAAAUGGUACGAAAUAUACCAUAAGGAAUAACAUUAAACAAGUUUUAACAAAAUUCGCACACGAAGGAAAAUGUACCAUACAAUUUUUAAGCCCAGAACAUGAUAUCUUUAUAAAUGCUGAUCCUAUUCAGCUAAAAGCAUUUUUGCACCUGUUUAAAAGAAUCUUGGAAAACAAAGUGUCCGAGAAAGAGUUAACAACCUCUAGUUUAGCGGUUACAGGAGUUAAGGCUAAAGAUAUGCCACCUUUAAAACUAACUAUAUCAAAGCGAUCAGAUUAUCCUAGUAAAGGAUUCCCAAAAACACUUGAAGAGUUACAUAUUAAUAGUAUAAAUAGAUGUGGGGUAGAUAAAGGCAUACUUACUCUAAUGAGACUGAAAAUAUUGGAUUUGAGUGAUAAUUUAAUUGAAUAUGUUCCUACAGAAUUAAGUUUGUUACCAAAUUUAAGAGAUUUAAAUCUUUCACAAAAUUUACUUGGCAAAAGUAAAAACUGGAAUUGGAUUGGAGGCAAUCUUUCAAAUACCCUACAAUCUUUAGAUCUGAGUCAUAAUGAAUUAAAGCUAGUUCCUCAACAGAUAUCUUACUUGAGUCAACUAACAAAUCUUAAUUUAAGCUACAAUCUCUUGCAGAACCUUACACCAGGUAUAGGUAAAUUGAAAAAACUCAAAGUAUUCUGUGCAUCCAAUAAUAAUAUAAAUACACUACCUGGUAAUAUGAGAAGUUUGACUUUACAAACAAUUGAUUUGUCUCUUAAUAAUUUUAUGCAGGAUGUUCCAACUAAACCUUUACAUAGAAUAGAUCCACUUCCUGUCUGUACAUUGAAAGAAUAUGCAGCAAGAAAGGUGUUAAGAGCUAGAUUACCAUAUCCUCCAGGAUCUCUUCCUCUAACAGUGAUUUCAUAUUUAGACAAUGCCAAUUUUUGUGUUUGUGGAAGAGCUUGUCUUGAGAUUUAUGUGCGAACAUCUCAAAAUUUAUUGCUCACUAGCAUUGCAGAAAGUGUAAAUAGAUCAGUUGGGGAAGGAAUAUGUGUACCAAUUGAUUCUUAUUUUUGUUCCUCAAGAUGUUAUGCAAGUGUAUGUAGAACACGAAAUCCUAUUGUCAGGUAGGACGCAGUGGACCUAACUUGAAGUGUUUUAAUUAACGAACUUUCCGCUUUAUCUUGUUACUGUUCUAUUUAAGUAUAUUUUGCUCUCAAUAUGACCUAUAUGCACCAAUCAUUCCAUAUUAGUGUGGUGUGGUUAUUAAGAGUUCACUGGAGCCCCAAAAAUCAUUUUGGGCAUUCAGUUUUGUUUCUAAAAAUUUCAAGAUAUUUUUACAGGUUAUAGUUAGGACAUUUAAAAUACUAAAAUUGUACUCAGAAUGUAUUUUCACAAUUUAAUUGAAACAAUAUAAAUUCAUGAAAGUAGUUUCUCAUCACAUCACCAUUAAAUACUUGCACCUUUUCUUUUCUGUAGGAGGGAAAUCCUCAUGGAUAUAGGGUGUCAUUGCUAGGUAGUGUCGGACUCUUACCUUGCUUUGGUGCCAAUACUGUCUUUUAUUAUAUUGUUCCUUCUAUCUUUCUCUUUAAUCUGUAUUAUAGCCUGUAUCACUUCAUAAGUGUACUUCCAGGACUCCUAUUAUUCUAACAAGCAUUCCAUAGUUUUGGCAAUAUUGAAACUUCCACGUUUCUGGGUUUAUAAGUUUCUUACUUCUUCCCAUCUGGAGCAUCGUCUUCCUCACUGUAGUAGGUGCAUUUAGGAGUGUCUGAUCUCUACCUGUUAUAUAGGUACUUGCGAAAGUAUCUAUGGCCCGUGAGUGAUUAUGUUAAAAAGUAGUUUCCCCAUGCUUCUCGUUCAUCCAGACUUCAAUAAGAUUAAUGAGUCAGUGGGUCCAUUGGCUAUAUGUUCCAUUGUCCUAUUGCACUUGCCACCUCUGGAUGAGAUUUGUUCAUGUGUUAGUCUUUGACACUCCGGCAUAUCUAUAUUUCCUCUCAUUUACUUGCAGAUCCAUAGAAGCCAGCCUUGUGAUUACCCCUAUUCCUUCGGAUAUAGUCUAGUAGGUAUUGCAUUAUGUAGAUAGCCACCUUCCUUUGUAAUUGUGUCAGCUUUGCAAUAGUUUUUCUUUCUGAGACAGUAUACCAUACUGGUACUCCAUAAAAAAUCUGGCUAUUUUCCUUUUUAUGUGUCAACAGAAAAGAAUCUGUUUUUUCUGGUACUAGUUUCCUAUGAGUUGUAAUUCUGUGUUAGGCAGGUUCAUCGGGACCUGAUCUACUACAGCUGUUACCACUAAGGUGACUUCAAUGGUAACUCCUUGUGGCAUCUCUAUUCUAAAGAGCUAUUCAUACAAGAUGUUCCAUAGGCCCAGUACUCAUCUCUGUGGUACUCCAUAAAGACAUUGCACCUGUUAUUUAGACAGCACACUGAUUUCAAUAGUAUAUUAUGCAAUUAGUGCAAAAAAUAUGUCAUUUCAUAUGAAUGUAACAAAAUGAUGGACUGUAGAUUCUAGUGUCCAUACAUGUUGUACAUUAUUUUUUUUUGAUGACUUGAAUGAAAUAAUGAAUAAACCUAUGAACCCCACAAUAUUUUAUUAAUCAGUUCGUAUUGUAUCGAUAAUUGUACAUAUGUAAUUAAUCGAAUUUCAAAGUUACCAAUAGUAUUCUAAAACAUUUAUCAAUAUCAUGCACUACCUUUUUCUUGCUAGCCAAUCUUUUUGUAUUUAGAUAAUCUUUUAGAAAUGCUGCUGUUAAUAAAUAACUCAAUUUUUGUGCCAUUAAGAAAUUGAAACUGUCCAAUCCAUACAUUUUGAGAAAGUUAUAAUUUAAUUGUGAUAUUCUGUCUUAGGUAAUUUAUGAUCAUGUUUUUGUUAUUUAUAAUUUAGCGAAGAUGUUCCAAAUUUAUGUUAAUUUCAAACAAUAUCCUUAAUGUUCCAUUGCAUUUGGUUCAAAUGGGGAUAGGAUAAAUCUGCUGUGAAUAUACUAAUAGUCACAUUAAUUCAAGAAGGGAUAGGUUUCAAAAUAAUUGUUAAAAAAAAUAAAAUUUUGGUUUUGCUAUAUUAUAUUUAUGUUAAUUUCAAACAAUAUCCUUAAUGUUCCAUUGUAUUUGGUUCAAAUGGGGAUAGGAUAAAUCUGCUUUGAAUAUACUAAUAGUCAAAUUAAUUCUAAAAGGGAUUGGUUUCAAGAUAAUUGUUAUAAAAAAAAAGGUUUUGCUAUAUUAUACUCAGUAUUGUAAAAUUUUAUCAUAUUUUUCCAGCUUUUUUGUUACCUUUAGUAUUUACUUAACUUGAGCUUUGUUCUUACUUAACAAUGUUUUGGUUUCAUCUAUGUAAUAUGAAGAUGUGUAAUUUUGUAAACAUAAUUAAGUGAACAUCUAAUCUAGAAAAUGUUUUGUAUUAGUACUGAAAGUAUCAGUAUCCUGUAAGCCAUACUAUUUGAAUUCAAAAUAAUUACACAUAAAGGACUGGAAUGUUUUUUGGUUUGGUUUUUAUUAGAAAAUAGUAAUAUAGUUUUUUUUUAUUUAAAUUUGCCUUAAAUGUAUUAAAGCAGGGCUGUAAUCACAUUAAUACAAUAGGUAACUGAUUUCUUUUGCUUUUAUUGCAAAUUGUACCUAUAUUAAGUGAUGAACAGUUUUUAUAUUAGAAUUAAUAAGGCAAGAAUAUGUGUUAUGAUAUUUAUAAUAUAUAUUUUGAUGCUGCUUUUUCUGCUAUUGUUUGAUCAAAUGUGAUGAUCACUCAAAAUGAUCAAAUUUGCCAAAAUAUUGGUUGUUUUCCGUUUUCUGUAUUCAUUGAUAAAAAAUAAAAUAUCAAAAUAUU
Messenger RNA from Diorhabda carinulata, 4046 nucleotides. RefSeq names its product leucine-rich repeat protein 1 (gene Lrr47). Lineage: Eukaryota; Metazoa; Arthropoda; Insecta; Coleoptera; Chrysomelidae. The transcript has a single exon. Bases 113 to 1366 code for a protein of 417 amino acids. The record is from RefSeq and is a predicted model, not a curated record. Gene Ontology annotation, molecular function: protein binding.